AUUCAACGACCAUAUUAAGACCAAAAAUCCUCGAUAGUGUGUGUGUGAGUGCCUUAGAUUGAGAUUCUAAGUCAACAUAUAAACAAUGACCACCGGUUGAGGUUUAGUAUAAACUUCAAAAAUUAACAAUGGAUACAUAUUGUAUAAUAUACUAAAUUUAAGUGUCUGGAUAAAAAAAAACAUCCAAAAUGGAAAUGAGUCGAGAUUAGAGAAUUUAGUCAUCAUGAGGGCUACAGUGUGUGUCAAGUUUCAAUAUGGAUGAAUAAAUCCAAUAAUGAAGUAUAUUUACUAAGAAUUUCUCACUAAAAAGUGGUAAUUUUUACAACAUUGGUCGAGAGUUUGUCCAAACUCGAGGAUCCUGAAUGUGUAUUGGAUUUCCAAAGGACCUAAAAUCCCAAUCCCUUUCGAGGGCUAAAUACCUCUGAUCACAACCAUAGGUGCUAAAGUAGAAUGAAAAAGAAGCAAAAAAAAAAAAGAACAUAACCUCUGAUAAGAUGAACAUAAUAAAACCAUAUCGAGCUAUGAUCCCGUCAUCCCACACACACAUAAUAAAACCAUAUCGAGCUAUGAUCCCUAAAUACCUCUGAUCACAACCAUAGGUGCUAAAGUAGAAUGAAAAAGAAGCAAAAAAAAAAAAAAAAGAACAUAACCUCUGAUAAGAUGAACAUAAUAAAACCAUAUCGAGCUAUGAUCCCGUCAUCCCUACCUUUUAUAUAUUAUAUAUCGAACAAUAGACAACCCCAAUGGUUCUCUGGCGUUAUGGGGGUAAAAGCGAGAUCUCUAGAUAAUUUUGAGUGUAAUAUACACACACACAUGUAUAUAUACAUGUAUAUGUAAUAUCAAGAUAUACUAUACUUUUUAUUUAACUCAAGAUACGAUAGGAGAUAGGUAUUACGAAGUAUGUGCAUAAAUUAGAGGUUACAGAAUUAGGGACUAGAGUUCACCUAUUAGAUAGUAUAAUGCCCCAAAAAAAUCCGGUUAAUUCGGGUCUAAAUAGUAAAACUCAAUGGUCGUAUGGUAGUAUGAACGCAAGAGUAUAACGUACUCCUGGCGCACGGUAGCUUGAACUAUAUAUAUGUGUGUGUGGUUUAGGUUGGCGUACACUAAAUAUUAGUGCUUUAGUUGACAAAUUUUGACAUAAGUUCUAAAUGGGACGUGACAGCGACAUAAUUUAUGAUUCGAAAACCGACGCAUCACAAGUGAGUGUGCUAAAUAUUGGAAAUUUCAAUAUAAACAUACUACAAACUCGGUUACAAAAUAUUUAGAAGAUCCAAAAUGAUUUAAACAUAUAAAUUAUAAAAUAAAUCUCUCCGGCCAACAGGCCGGGUAAAAGGCUAGUUACUAUAAGGCGAUGUCAAAAAAAGCAAUUUGCCACGCCAGCCGUUGCCCAAUAAACCGCAUAGUGCGGAAGGACUUUCCGGUAACUUCACAAAUUGCUUUCUUCUUCAGGGGUUGUCUUCCAUCUCCUCCCGGAAAUCUCAGCGUUGCUAUCUCCCAAACGAACCCUUGCCAAUUCCUCAAUCCUCAGUUCUUUUACUCCACCCUCAAAUUUCACCCUGUCCCCUGCCCAUUACAGCUCCAACCAUCCGUGGGUUGACAUGAUUCAGAUUCUGGAAUCUCCGUUUGCUCUCUCUACUUCAUCGAUGUUUCUCGCCGAGCGCUCUAGGAGAACUCACCCUCCUCUCACUCUGUCUCGCCGUCUGUUUGUGUCUCCCAAAACCUCUGGGAAUCAAUUGUUGUCGCUCUCCCUCUCUCUCUCUCUGAAGAAUUCCCACCGCCUCUUUCUCGCUCUUGCCCGUCUAUCUCGCAUGGCAGGGUCGACAAGUUACGAGUGCGACUGCCCACCGAACCUCAUUGCCGCAUUAUCGAAGCAAUCUUACAUGCCUCUACAACUAUCCAACGACCGUCGACUAACUCAGACGAUCCCUUUGUUUCGUCUCCAAAGACGUUUCUAGGUGAAAAAGUUCUUCGACUCCCCCUCACUCUUUCCACCUUCAAUCUAUUCCUAUUCAAUCCCAAUCCCAUCUUUACCCCUUCACGGCGCCCUCUGCAGCGUCUCACCACAGCCGUGAAAUCGGACCAAUCUGCCUGUCUUUGUAAGUUCCCCUUGAUAUGUUGCUAUGGUCUUUUGCGGAGCCUGGACAUGGGAUUUCUCCUCCCGUUUUUUAUUUCGUCUAUGUUUUCUUUCCCAGUGGACAUGCAAUCCAGUUCAUGUCUGUUCAAUUCGUUUCAUGUGGGAUUUGGUCCAAUAAUGAUUUCAUAAUGCAGCAGUUAGCCUUGGCGUAAAUCAUUAGUUAGCCUCAGCGAGUUAGCUGAUUCAUUCCGUUAUUGUCCUAUCGUUGUUUCCCUUAUAUCUAUCUUCCUCUUGCUAUUAGUCAUUUAUUUGUUUGCCAGAAAUCGGCAGCAGUAAUAUUGUUUUUCAAUGGAAGUGAAGCAAUAUAAGAGACAAAAUCUGCAGUCAAGAAGCAAGAGGCCAACAUGCAAUUCAUAGGCUGUGUAGGGCACAAAGGGAAGAAGUACACAGAGGGGGAUACACAUAAAACUAUGAGAUGGAACAAGUACGAGCGAGACCAAAAAAGAUUACAAAGGGAAGCGGGGUGAGUGACCUUCACCAAGAUGGGAACGAAAAACGAAGAACAGUAGCAGGAGGAGGAGGAAGAUUACAUGAAGUAGGAUAGCGGCAGCAGCAGGCUGAUUUUCAAUUCGCAAUGAAUCCAUACUCAAAAUGUUGUGUUGCAGCCUUGCAGGUUAAUGAGCCAAAGCCAAAGCCAAGUCCUGACGUCCACUUUUUAGUUGGGGUAAGAUCCAAUCAAUCACAGUUUGUCCAAUCCUCCAAGCAGUGAGAAAUUGGGUUUGCAAAUAUUCUAAAAUGCUCUGUUAUUUCUUUCCAGCACAUACUCCAGUAGAAAGUAUGAAGAAAGAACUUAGAAAUCCAAGUAUGAUUGUGCUUUAACUGACCAACUUUCGAUGAUGGCUUCCAUAUUGUCAGGUUGUGUCCCGGAAUGAAGAUCACACGCUUGAGCACUCUCCAAAUACCUCAAGAUGUGGGGGGGGGGGGCAAAUACAAUCAAAAUUAACUCAAGAUUAUAUGGGAUGAAGCCAAAUAUGAAGCUAGAUUUAAAAGAUUUUGAUAGCAUAUGUGAGUUGUGACAGUCUGUUUUUUCUUCCUAGAUCAAUGGGCUUCAUGACCAUAUUUUCUUUGGGUCUUAGUUAAAUGGUUUGCUCUCAUUCGGUUACAAGUCAUGUGAGUUUGAAUUUCAGUUUUGGUACUAAUCAUCUUUGAUUGGAUUUAGUUCAAUGAUUUCAGAGAAUCGGGUAUGAGAAUUAGGAGUGUUUAGUCUUUCAUUUUUCCACAGUGGAUGACAAUGCUUUCAAGGUUUUUAGGUCUUGAUUUGGUUGCAUAGGCAAUCGAAGAAUAUUGGCUUUAUUUUGUCAACUAGCUCGGCAGGUAAUCUAUUUUUUUUUUGGUAAUGCUCGGUAGGUAUCUUUAACAUAAUGACUUUGUAUUUCCUGUAUUUUCUAGGAUUCAAUUAACUAUAAUGAGUUAGUAAGAUAAAUAGAUCAUGAUUUGUUUUAAAUACAACAAUUGGAUGCAGGAUUGUUACUUGUUAAUAAAAGAUAAUUUCAUUA
This is a messenger RNA of Linum trigynum, 3630 nucleotides long. The record is from the annotation of a GenBank genome assembly. Lineage: Eukaryota; Viridiplantae; Streptophyta; Magnoliopsida; Malpighiales; Linaceae.